Messenger RNA from Paracoccidioides brasiliensis Pb18, 774 nucleotides. RefSeq lists its product as uncharacterized. The transcript has a single exon. The record is from RefSeq and is a predicted model, not a curated record. Bases 1 to 774 code for a protein of 257 amino acids. Gene Ontology annotation, cellular component: dynactin complex. Gene Ontology annotation, biological process: mitotic spindle organization. Gene Ontology annotation, molecular function: dynein complex binding.
AUGGCCACAAACCCAGACCACCUCAAACCGUCCUCAUCCCGCCCCUCCUCCUAUUCGCAAAAGCCUACCACUCCAAUGUACAAACCACCUCUAACCGCCCACCCCACCGCAACAGUCCCGGACAGCGCCAGCUUCCAAGGCAUACACCCUAUUUCCAUUGGUGCAGGCACCGUAAUACACCCGCGCAGCAAAUUCCUCUCUUUCGAAGGCCCCAUCCAUAUCGGAGACGGCUGCAUAAUCGGCGAAAAGUCCGUCAUUGGCGGGCCGCAAGCAUCUCCGAUCUCCUCAACUUCAAUGACUGAUGCAGAAUCCGCUACGACAAGUACAGAAGCCACAACUACCUUGCCCACUUGCUCAUCAACGACAAUUACUACAACACUCGAGAAGUCCAUAAUUAUUGGGCCUCUCGCUACAAUAAGCGCGGGAACCCAUAUCUCCUCGGCCGCGACGGUAGAUACCUCCUCCUUCUUAGGUCGGGGCGUUCAGGUUGGCCAGCACGCGAAAGUGUGUUCUAGCUGUAGCAUUCCUGAUAGCAGCGUCGUUGACGACUGGACUGUGAUAUGGGGUGGUGGUGUGGGUGCGGCAAGCAGGUUACAGAGGCGGAAAAGGGUGAAUGGGCAACACCAGCAACCAAGUGAUGAGCCAGGAGUUGGCCUUGGGUCUGGAGCUGCGAUUGUGGAGCGAGGGCGGUUGGGAGUGCUGGAAAAGGAGAGAGAGGGCUUGACGAAGUUAAUCGGGGCUCGGAGUGCUGGAGAGGUGGGGAGGAGGAAAUGA